CUGGCGGAGGUGGAGAAGUGCAGGGAGUUGGGAUCGCAGCAUUCCGCCGGUCCCAGAGAGGCUUACCCAGAGGUGGUUUUCCUGGGAACGGGGUCCGCGCUUCCCAUGAAGAUCCGGAACGUCAGCGGGACCCUGGUCAACAUCAGCGCGGGCCAGUCCCUGCUGCUGGACUGUGGCGAGGGGACCUUCGGCCAGCUCUGCCGUCACUAUGGCGACGGCGUGGACGAGGCCCUGGCCAAGAUCUCCACCGUCUUCAUCUCGCACCUGCACGCCGACCACCACACGGGGCUGCUCAAGCUGCUGUACCAGAGGGAGCGCGCACUGAGCAGCCUGGGAAAGGCGUUCAGCCCCGUCCUGCUGGUGGCGCCGGUCCAGAUCAUGGCGUGGCUCGGCCAGUACCACGACCACUGCGAAGAGAUCCUCGGCCAUUUCAACAGCCUGGGAAAGGCGUUCAGCCCCGUCCUGCUGGUGGCGCCGGUCCAGAUCAUGGCGUGGCUCGGCCAGUACCACGACCACUGCGAAGAGAUCCUCGGCCAUUUCAAAGAGAGGCUCCGGACGCACAGCAUCGAGUCCUCCGGGAAGCUGAAGAUCUCCCCGGAGCAGCACUGGGAUUUCACGGCCGAGGACCUGAAGGACCUGGGCGAGAUCGGCCGGGGCGCCUACGGCUCCGUCAACAAGAUGGUGCACAAGCCCAGCAACCAGAUCAUGGCGGUCAAGAGGAUCCGCUCCACGGUGGACGAGAAGGAGCAGAAGCAGCUGCUGAUGGACCUGGACGUGGUCAUGAGGAGCAGCGACUGCCCUUACAUCGUGCAGUUUUACGGCGCUCUGUUCAGAGAGGGGGACUGCUGGAUUUGUAUGGAACUUAUGGCUACCUCCUUAGACAAGUUUUACAAGUUUGUAUAUUGCUCAUUAGACGAGGUGAUUCCAGAGGAAAUAUUAGGAAGAAUAACUCUAGCUACUGUGAAGGCACUUAACCACUUAAAAGAAAACUUGAAAAUAAUACACCGAGACAUCAAGCCGUCAAACAUCCUCCUGGACCGGAACGGCAACAUAAAGCUGUGCGACUUCGGGAUCAGCGGUCAGCUCGUGGACUCGAUCGCCAAGACCCGGGAUGCGGGCUGCCGGCCCUACAUGGCGACUCACCUGACGCACGGCAACGAGCGAAACCGACCACGACCUGUGAAGAAACUCAGGAUGUGGUCGGAGGCCUUUUCUGUUGCCCUACUUUCCGUUUUCCCACACGUCUUGGUGGGACCGAUGAGCUGCUCAUGA
This is a messenger RNA of Menidia menidia (Atlantic silverside), 1272 nucleotides long. Lineage: Eukaryota; Metazoa; Chordata; Actinopteri; Atheriniformes; Atherinopsidae. The record is from the annotation of a GenBank genome assembly.